Messenger RNA from Macrosteles quadrilineatus (aster leafhopper), 2034 nucleotides. RefSeq names its product RNA-binding protein Raly-like. NCBI's taxonomy places the organism in Eukaryota, Metazoa, Arthropoda, Insecta, Hemiptera, Cicadellidae. Gene Ontology annotation, molecular function: RNA binding. Bases 298 to 1344 code for a protein of 348 amino acids. Gene Ontology annotation, cellular component: nucleus. The record is from RefSeq and is a predicted model, not a curated record. The transcript has 14 exons.
CCGCUGGAGCCCGACGUCGGUACGCGUACCUUUUAUCGUGUGUUCCGCGAGUGACUCGUACUUACGUGCGAUCUUUGAAAAUCUCCUGGGUGAGAUAUUUUGUAGAUAAUACGAGAAAUUAAAUCUCCUGCUCUCAUAAGGGAGGAAAAUUACUAACAUAACUUGUGUUCUUGUGUUGAAAGUUUACCCAAGAAUAAGAUUCUUCUUUUCUGGUCACUGGAAAAUUGUUGCUUGAAGGUUUAACCAAGCCGCAGCCAUUGCUGACGCUGCAAUACCAGACCAGAAAUUAAGGGCAUAAUGAAGAUGAGUAAGGUGGGUAACCAGACCAACUCGCAGGACCCCCAGGCUGUCAAUUCCAGAGUGUUUGUGGGAAACCUCAACACCUUCCAAUGCAGCAAGACGGACGUGGAGAGGAUGUUCCAGAGAUAUGGACGCCUUGCUGGGAUUUCCAUGCACAAGGGAUACGCCUUUGUACAAUUCACCAACCCCUUUGACGCCCGGAGUGCCUGCCUGGGGGAGGACGGACGAACCGUGCUGGGACAGACCUUAGAUGUCAACAUGGUCGCAGAACCAAAACCACACCAAACCGGCAGAAAGAGACAAAACGUCGCUAAAACUGGAAAUGACUGGGAUUAUUACUACGACAGUUACUACGCCUCCGCGCAGUUCCUAGCGCCUAGACUGGUGCCGCCCCUGAAGCGUCCUCGUCUGAUGGGUGCAACCCCCGUGAGGGCGGCGGCGAAGGCGGCGGGGGCGGCACAGCACAAGCAGUCCAGCCCGCCGCCCCCGACCCCUCUACCUCUCGGCCAACUCAAGGUGUACAGCAACCCUGACAUUCUGAUCUGCGGCAACUGUAGAGAGAUGUUCACAGAGCUGCAAGAGUUGGUAGAACACAAGAAGACAUACUGCAAACUGCGGUUCACCUGCAAGUGUACCACCACCAACGGAGCGUAUGCUAAGUCGCCGGGCCACGACACCGCAGCGCUGCUCUGUGUGCAAUGCAAGGACUCCUUCCUGAGCGCCUGGGACCUGAUGGAACAUGUCCAGGCGGCGCACAUGCUCAACAUCUACGAGCUAGGGUCCUCCAAGAGCUCCAGACUGUCGCCCACCCUGGAGACUACACCACCUGUCUCACCCAACGGCAAGGAGGACGACAAGUCAGUUGGGGACCAGGAUGAGGCGAUGACGUCACCCGUAGAUAUGGAGGAUGAGCUUCUAGAAGUAGAGUCCACCGCGCAGGCCUGUAUCAUGCACGCCCUGCGUAUUGACUCUGCCUCAUCCAUGAUUGAAGGAGAUCACAUCAUGAAACCCUUGAUCAACGGGGAACUCAAGGCCCAAGAGUGAGCCGAGACUCAUUUAGUCCUUCAUCCAGUAUUAUACCCAAUGUUUCUCCAGUUUUGUAUAGAAAAAUAAAUAAAAAGGUCCAUAUCACUGUAAAUCAGCAACAUUUUAUAUUCCUUCAUUUGGAAGCUUAGUUUGAUAGUCGGGGAUCAUGACUGUGGGCACCACUCCAGGGCGGAAAGUCGUUAAGAUUUAAACUGAAUAAAAGAAUAUCUUAUAUAGCUAGCCAAUUCUACUUUUGAAACUUAUAAAAGAUGAGGCCUACAGUCAGGGAACGCCCAAAAUAAGGUUUUAUUAAUUUUAGCAAAGCUAAUAAUUUUGACAGUUAUAUUCAUUUUGAGGGUGUUUUAUCUUCAAGAUAUAUUUUAGUUAGUUGAUAACCCCAAAGGGCUUAGCAUGAUUUCAAUCUUUUAUUUUUUGAACAUUGUUUGCUUACAGUUGUGUAUAUACAAUGAAAUAAUAUUGUUAGCAUAUUUGAACAUGACUGUAUACAGAUUACACAUAAAAUGAUUUGUUGAUGAAUGUAUUGAUUUAGAUACGUUAAAAGUGUGAAUGUUAUUUAGUAUGUAAGACUCAUUUUGUAUUUAUACAUUAAAUAUUAAGUAUUCAUAUGAAUACAGUAGUUAGACUCUAUUAAGUUAUUGAACAUUUAUUGUAACUAUUUGAUUUGUUAAAUAUAUUUAAUGAACCUUU